Molecule: messenger RNA, 343 nt
Organism: Staurois parvus
Lineage: Eukaryota; Metazoa; Chordata; Amphibia; Anura; Ranidae
Source: the annotation of a GenBank genome assembly
GACAAAAAAUGAACACACCAGCAGUGUGAGGAGACCUGAAAGUGGCACAUGGCAGAGUGUGGCGAUGGAGACAGCAGCAAUGGGAGGCCGUACAGGGACCCAUGAGAGACUCUGGACCUGGCAGCAGCAUGAGGAGGCGGUACAGGGGCCCAUGGCAGAUUACGGGCCUGGCAGCAGCAAUGGGAGGCCCGUAAUCUGCCAGCACCCUAUGACAAAAAAUGGAACACACCAGCAGUGUGAGGAGACCUGAAAGUGGCACAUGGCAGAGUGUGGCGAUGUAGACAGCAGCAAUGGGAGGCCGUACAGGGACCCAUGAGAGACUCUGGACUUGGCAGCAGCAUGA